Paraphaeosphaeria sporulosa is the source of this 1522-nucleotide messenger RNA. RefSeq names its product UDP-Glc/Gal endoplasmic reticulum nucleotide sugar transporter-like protein. Lineage: Eukaryota; Fungi; Ascomycota; Dothideomycetes; Pleosporales; Didymosphaeriaceae. The transcript is spliced from 2 exons. Gene Ontology annotation, biological process: UDP-galactose transmembrane transport. Gene Ontology annotation, cellular component: endoplasmic reticulum membrane; Golgi membrane. Bases 251 to 1522 code for a protein of 423 amino acids. The record is from RefSeq and is a predicted model, not a curated record. Gene Ontology annotation, molecular function: UDP-galactose transmembrane transporter activity; UDP-glucose transmembrane transporter activity.
UGCGGGCCGCGGCUUAGUCCGCCGUUGGACCUUGAUGCCACCUUUAACUUUUUGGUGGAUAUAAGCUGGGGUUUGUCCGUCUUCUUUCUGGGACUUUUACUUGUGUUCCUGUUCCUUCAAUGCUCAACUAGAACAAUUGACAUCAAUUCGGAAAGAAAGGAAAAUCCCUUAAAGUGGAGAGAGCAAUUGCGACGGCGACAAGCGCAUCCCUGAACUUCACAACACCGAUACCACCACAUCGCAGGCCAGAAUGGCACGAUCGAAACAGAACACGCCCGACAAGCGCUCCUCCAGCGGAAUCCAAGCGCAGAAUGGCAGCACGAAUGGCACAGCACGUAGACGACCGAGCUUUACAGAAACGAUAGAGAAGCGACUAGAAGAGGUUGCUGAAUCGGCGGCUAGGGACCCCGAGGAGCAGAAGCAGUCGGGGCUGUUGGCGUUGGCAAUUUGCGUGGGUGGGAUCUAUGCAAGUUUCUUGAGCUGGGCAUAUCUUCAGGAACGCAUAACCACCACCAAAUACGGACCCAACAACUCUCGCUUCACAUACUCCAUCUUCCUCAAUACCAUCCAGUCCGCCUUCGCAGCGUGCACUGGAGCCGUCUACCUCUUCGCUUCCUCCCCGCGCGACCCCAAGACCGGCGCCCGCAAAGUCCCACCCAUCUUCCCCUCGAAGCAGAUCCUCUUCCCGCUUCUCCUCAUCGCGGUGACGUCCAGUCUCGCCUCGCCCUUUGGCUACGCAAGCCUGAAGCACAUCGACUAUGUAACCUUUAUCCUAGCCAAGAGCUGCAAGCUGCUCCCUGUCAUGUUCCUCCAUAUCACGCUCUUCCAGAAGAAAUAUCCCUUCUACAAGUACCUCGUCGUACUCACCGUCACCCUUGGCGUCGCUAUGUUCACGCUGUACAACCCGUCCACCGCCGAUAAAGCCGAGAAGGCCGCAAAGAAGGGCGUUUCACCCGACGCAUCCAAAGCCCUUGGCCUCUUCCUGCUCAGCAUCAAUCUCCUUUUCGACGGUCUCACAAACACCGUCCAGGACCAGAUCUUCAGCUCCUUCAAGGGCUUCACAGGCCCGCAGAUGAUGUGUGCCCAGAACAUCAUCUCCACGUUGCUCACGACCGCGUACCUCCUCUCCGCGCCCUACAUCGCGGCGUCCCCCCUCGGCGCUGCCGUCGGCCUCACACCCACCUCCGGAAAUGAGCUCGCGGACGCAGUCUCCUUCGUCACCACGUACCCCACCGUCGGUUGGGACGUGCUCUCCUUCGCGGCGUGCGGCGCCAUCGGGCAGGUCUUCAUUUUCCACACGCUGGCGCAUUUUUCGAGCUUGCUGCUGGUUACGGUGACUGUCACGCGGAAGAUGCUGACGAUGCUGAUGAGCGUAGUGCUGUUUGGACAUACAGUGACAGGGAUGCAGUGGGCGGGCGUGGGGCUGGUGUUUGGCGGGAUUGGCGCCGAGGCGUGGUAUCAGCGCGUGGAGAAGAAGGCGAAGAUGGAGGCGAAGAAGAGGGAGGCUGCGAAGAGCAAGUAG